CUUCUUCCUGGAAAACCUGAUCUUUGACCAGAUGGCAGUAACAUUUGAAGAUGUGACUGUUAUUUUUACUUGGGAGGAGUGGAAAUUCCUAGAUUCUUCUCAAAAAAAGCUCUACAGAGAGGUCAUGUGGGAGAACUACACAAAUGUCAUGUCAGUAGGAAACUGGAAAGAGAGCUACAAACCCCAAGAAGAAAGAUUCAGAUAUUUAGAACAUGAAAAUCUUCCCUGCUGGCAAGCCUGGAAGAAUGCCAGCGCUCAGAUAUAUGAGAAUAGAAACUAUGUGGAAACUGUCCAAGGAAUAGAUUCCAGAGACCUAAAGCAACAAGAUCUUUCCCACCAUCCAGAAUGGUUAAUACUCUCCACCCAAGUACCAGGGUAUGGGAACUAUGAAAUGACUUUUGAAGGUAAAAGUCCCAGGAACUUAAAAUAUACAAAGUUUAUACCUUGGCAGUCCUUCGAAACAAAACAUACCCCUCGAGACUAUGCUAGAGAAAUCAAUGUGAAUGAUUCACAUGGUUUUCAAGGAAGCAGAUGCCAUCUUGGCAUAUCUAGGAAAAAUCUCUCUGUGGAAAAAGAACAGAAGCUUAUAGUUCAACAUUCUUACGUCCCAACAGUAGAAGCCCUUCCGGAGUACACUGGGGAGCUAUGUCAACAUGACCUACUGAAAAACUCUAUGGAAGAGGAAUACUGUGGAUGUAAUAAAUGUAAAGAAAUUUAUUAUUGGAACUCACAGUGUGUUCUCCACAAGAGAAACCAACGUGGAGAAAAGUUCUAUCAAUGCUCUAUUAGCACAGCAUGCUUCUCUCAGAGAUCAGACCUAUACAGACAUACAAGAAUUCACAUAGGUAAGAAGCUGUAUGGAUGUGAUGAAGUUGAUGGUAACUUCAGUCAAAGCUUAGGUGUUCACUUUCAUCAGAGAGUCUGCACAGGGGAGGUUUCUUAUAUAUGCCACGUGUGUGGUAAGAGCUUCAGUCAGCUCUCUAGUCUUCACAAUCAUCAAAGAGUGCAUACAGAAGAGGAACUCUAUAAAUUUGAAUGUAAUAAGGACCUCAGUAGAAAUUCAUUACUUCACAUUCACCAGAGACUUCACAUAGGAGAGAAGCCUUUUAAGUGCGAUCAGUGUGGUAAGAGUUUUAGUCGGAGUUCAGUACUUCAUGUUCAUCAGAGAGUCCACACAGGAGAGAAACCAUAUAAGUGUGAUGAGUGUGGCAAGGGCUUCAGUCAGAGCUCAAAUCUUCGAAUUCAUCAGUUAGUCCACACGGGAGAGAAGUCCUAUAAAUGUGAUGACUGUGGGAAGGGCUUUACCCAGCGCUCAAAUCUCCAAAUUCAUCAAAGAGUACAUACAGGAGAGAAGCCUUAUAAAUGUGACGACUGUGGGAAGGACUUUAGUCACAGCUCUGAUCUUCGUAUUCAUCAGAGGGUCCAUACUGGGGAGAAACCCUAUACUUGUCAUGAAUGUGGGAAGGGCUUCAGCAAGAGUUCGAAGCUUCAUACUCAUCAAAGAGUACAUACUGGAGAAAAACCCUAUAAAUGUGAACAGUGUGGUAAGGGAUUCAGUCAGCGUUCACAUCUUCUCAUUCAUCAGAGAGUCCACACAGGAGAGAAACCCUAUAAAUGUGAUGAUUGUGGAAAGGGAUUUAGUCACAGCUCUAAUCUUCACAUUCAUCAGAGAGUCCACACAGGAGAGAAGCCUUACCAAUGCACGAAGUGUGGCAAGGGUUUCAGUCAUAGCUCAGCUCUUCGAAUUCAUCAAAGAGUCCACACAGAGAAACCUCAUAAGUGCCAUGAGUAUUAUAAGGGAUUUGAUCAGAGUUCACAUCUUCACAAUGAUCACACAUGAGAAACCUUAUAAUUACAUUUAGGUAACCGCUUUAACUAAAGCUUAACAUUAAGCCCAAUAAAUACUGCUGGGAAGAAAAUUCUAUAAAUUACCCAAAUAAUCCCAAGCAACAUUUAUAGUUUCCCUCAACCCCCACUAAGAAUCGUUUGCUUCAAGAAGAAAUCCUUAGGAGGAUGCCUAUAUAUUUAAAAUGAAAGUGUAUUUACUUUUUCUAUUAUAUCAUACAUAUCCAUUAUAAAAUAUCUGAAAGAUUC
Molecule: messenger RNA, 2094 nt
Organism: Leptonychotes weddellii (Weddell seal)
Lineage: Eukaryota; Metazoa; Chordata; Mammalia; Carnivora; Phocidae
Biological process (GO): regulation of transcription by RNA polymerase II
Cellular component (GO): nucleus
Molecular function (GO): RNA polymerase II cis-regulatory region sequence-specific DNA binding; DNA-binding transcription factor activity, RNA polymerase II-specific
Source: RefSeq, a predicted model, not a curated record